UUUCUAAAUAGUCUUAAAGAAAACAACACAUGUUUUCCUUUGAUGGAACAGCUGACAGCAGCAGUAGAAGUCCGAGCCUGAUCGCCAGGCUGUGUAAUCGAUCCCCGAUAAGCCGGCAGGUUCCCAGCAGUCAGGCUGCUGAAGCAACGCAGCAGGUUAAACGGGUCUGGAUCGGAGUCAGGCUGACAGGCAGCUCCGGAAGUCCGGCAGUAGUUGUUUAGUUUUCUGGGUCGUUUUCAGCGGAACCAGCCGGGAACAUGGCGGACACAGAAGAAAUGUUCCUCCGAGCCAAACAUCGGACUUUCAGCGGACUGACUGAAGAGGCGGAGCGGCAGUGGACCGGGCCGUUCUGCUUCGUCCAGGCUGCGGACCCCCAGCUGGGCCUGAUGAAGGCGUGGCGGAUCGGCGACGCGGUGGGCGGCGGGGACGAGUGGGAGGAGGAAGUGGCGCUCACCAAGCAGGCGGUGGCGGGGGUCAACCAGCUGCGGCCCCGACCCCGCUUCAUGGUGCUGUGUGGGGACCUGGUCCACGCCAUGCCGGGAACCGAAUUCAGAGAAGCCCAGGAGCGGGACCUGAAGGAGGCCCUGAGGGAGACGGACCCAUCUAUCCCACUUGUGUUCGUCAGCGGGAACCACGACCUGGACCAGGUACCGACUCCCAGCACGGUGGAGCAGUACUGCCGGGCCUGGGGCGACGACUACUUCAGCUUCUGGGUGGGCGGCGUUCUCUGCCUGGUCCUGAACUCCCAGCUGUACUUCAACGCCUCGGCCUGCCCGCAGCAGAAGGAGGCUCAGGAGACGUGGCUGGAGGCGCAGCUGAGCAGGGCCUCCUCUGCGGAACCCAAACCCAAACACAUCUUGGUUUUCCAGCACAUUCCUCUGUACGUGAAGAGUCACGAUGAACAGGACGAGUAUUUCAACCUGCCGCAGGAAACGAGGCAGAACCUGAUGGAGCGUUUCAAACGGGCAGGCGUGACGGCCGUCUUCUCGGGUCAUUACCACCGGAACGCCGGCGGCUGCCACGACGGCCUGGACAUGGUGGUGACCUCGGCCAUCGGCUGCCAGCUGGGCGACGACACCCACGGCGUGCGGCUGGUGGCGGUGACGGCCAACGCCGUGGUGCACCGCUACUACAGCCUGGAGCAACUAGGGCAGCGCGGCGUGGACGAGGAGCUCAGGAAGAUGUUGCAGGCCUGCUAACUUCCUGUCUGCUGACUUCCUGUCUGCUGACUUCCUGUCUGCUUCCAGGAAAAACUAAAACCAAAACUAAACCACUCCCAGCCUCUGACACUAAUACUUUAUUUUAGGAACCUUUAAAUCAUCUUCAUGUUAUCGUUGAACUGUUAGUCACAAAACCUUGGAGGCGGUGCGUCACCAAUAAUCUUCCUGUGGGAAACAAACACUGAGAAUUGAGCCUAACAGAAAACAAACUUAGUGUGAAAAUCAACAAAAUUAGCUUUUUAAACCUUUUUAGUAUUUAAUUUUCACACUGGAAAAUCAUUGUCGGUACAAUCCUCAGAUUAGCUGUUAGCUUUAGCUUCCUGGACCAGCUCAACAAGGAGAAAACAAAAGAGACAUAAAAUAUUACCUGCUUAUACCUGGUCUGGAGAACCCCAGAUCUGUAAUGUUGACCUCGUUAGCGACUCUAUGCAACCGUUUCCUGUUAGUGAGUCUGAUCUAGUUCUUAAUUUCUGGAAUAUUAUGAUUUGAAUCUUUGCAGAAAAUUCAUCUUUAAAAAGCCCAGUUAUUGAAUUUGAUUAUGAUCAGACGCAUUAUACAGCAGAGAAUUGAUUAUUUAAACUAAAUCUGUAAUA
This is a messenger RNA of Xiphophorus couchianus (Monterrey platyfish), 1813 nucleotides long. It is a transcript of the gene cpped1, whose product is annotated as calcineurin-like phosphoesterase domain containing 1. The transcript has 6 exons. Gene Ontology annotation, molecular function: hydrolase activity. Lineage: Eukaryota; Metazoa; Chordata; Actinopteri; Cyprinodontiformes; Poeciliidae. The coding region runs from base 258 to 1199 and encodes 313 amino acids. The record is from RefSeq and is a predicted model, not a curated record.